Messenger RNA from Miscanthus lutarioriparius, 1557 nucleotides. Lineage: Eukaryota; Viridiplantae; Streptophyta; Magnoliopsida; Poales; Poaceae. The record is from the annotation of a GenBank genome assembly.
AUGGAUCACCAAAGCGAGGAUAUUAAGUACGAAGAGUUGCAAAGCAUACUAGUUACUACUAUCGCUCUUGAUUUAUCUUCUGCAGGAAUUGCAGCAGAGUGUAGCAUAUCAAUGAGGGAUACCGCGGCUCGAUUGGUGCAGGCAGGAUAUGGUGUUUACGGGAUAGAUCAUGAGGGCCAUGGCAGAUCAUCUGGAAGCAGGUGCUACAUACCAAACUUUGGCGACAUCAUCGCAGAUUGCUCCAGUCAUUUCACAAGUAUCUGCGAGAAACCAGAGAACACAGGGAAGAAGAGGUUCUUGUACGGCAUUUCCAUGGGCGGGAGCGUGGCUCUUCUCCUCCAUAGGAAGGCACCGGACUACUGGGACGGCGCCAUCCUGCUUGCUCCUAUGUGCAAGAUCUCUGAUGACAUGAAGCCUCACCCAAUAUUGGUCAGCGCUCUAAAAAUGAUUUGUGCUGUUGCGCCUAGUUGGAAGAUCAUACCCACACCUGACAUCAUUGACAAAGUCUGCAAAGAUCCAGAGAUGAGAAAAGAGGUUCGUUCCAAUCCAUAUAUAUACAGAGGAAAGCUCCCCCUGAAAACUUGUCAUGAGCUCCUGAUGGUCAGCCUAGACAUUGAGAAGAACUUGAAUCAGGUGACGAUGCCAUUCCUGGUCCUGCACGGUGGAGACGACAUCGUGACCGAUCCUUCAGUCAGCAAGCUGCUAUUCGAGAAAGCAUCGAGCAAGGACAAAACCUUCAAGCUCUACCCUGGGAUGUGGCAUGCGCUGACAGCUGAACUCCCUGACGACGUUGAGCGUGUGUACUUUGACAUUAUCACUUGGCUAGAGGAAAGGGCGAUUUGUACAGCUAGUGCUCAGUACAGAGAUAAUAUCAAGUAUGAAGAGGACUUCUUUGUGAAUUCACGAGGAAACAGGCUCUUCACCUGCAGUUGGACGCCGAGGAAAUCGGAGAGCAGAGCUCUGAUCUUUAUCUGCCACGGGUACGGAGGUGAGUGCAGCAUAUCCAUGGGAGAUACUGCUGCUCGAUUAGUACACCGUGGAUAUGCUGUUUACGGAAUCGACCACGAGGGCCACGGUAAAUCUUCAGGCUCGAAAGGCUACAUAUCGAGCUUCAGCGACGUCGUCAGAGACUGCUCUGACCAUUUCAAGAGUGUCUGUGGUGAGAAUGAAGCUGUGAAUUCCAGUGGCUAUAUCCGUUCCAACCCGUACAUGUACAAAGGAAACCUCGCCCUGCAAACAGGCCGCGAACUCCUCUCCGUCGGCCUAGACAUCGAGAAGAAUCUGCACGAGGUCUCGUUGCCGUUCUUGGUCCUGCACGGCACCGACGACGUCGUCGCUGAUCCUUCUGGGAGCAAGUUGCUGCACGAGAGGGUGUCGAGCAGGGACAAGACGCUGAAGCUGUAUCCCAGGAUGUGGCACGUGCUCAUGGGCGAACGGCCGGAGGACGUCGAGCGCGUCUUCGCCGACGUGAUCUCGUGGCUCGACGACAGGGUGGGCGGUACAGCUACCGUCCCCGGCGGCACGACAAAUCCUCAUGAGCUAGUAGAGAUGUACUAG